AUGGAGCCGUCCCCCACCCGCCCCUCCGCUCGAGGUCACACCCCCGCUGCUGCCACCGCAGCCGGCCCCGCCUCCCCCGUCGUCGCCUCGGCAUCCGCGCCCAAGGAGAGGAACAGACACCGAGCUCAGAAGUUGCCGCCUCCGGAGGUGAACGAAGAAUUCUCCCCAGGGAGGACGAACUACAGCCUCGAAGAAAGCGUUCUUUUGACGAAGUGUUGGGUUGAUAUGUCAUUCUGUGUUGAUUUUAACUUCGCCGUCCGCCUCUUUCACAGCGCCACCCGUCUCCUUCCACACCUCCACACUCUCAUUCUGUGCCGGACCGCCGGUGAAACUUCCCGUUCCUCCUCCUCCUUCAGCAUAAUGGGAAAUGAAGAGCAUGUGCAGCGAGACUCCAAGGAGAAAAUCAGUGCUAUAUAUUCAGAUUUCAUGAUGAAGAUUGCACAUUUUGAUGGACUAAGGUGUACGGCUAGCUGUGUUCUUGUCCGCUUCCAGCAAGCACUUGGGAGGCCUCCAAUCGAUAAGACAUCUACAUUGGUGGAGCGCAAUGUUAAUGCUCAUGGAUCGAGAAAGGUGAUGUCUUAUUUUGAAGCUGUAUUUUCCAACAAUCAUGACAGGGUACAAAAUGUGGAAGUGCAUACACACCAUCUUGGACUUCAAUACUACAUAAGUAGAGCUAAAGAUGUUCUCGAUGAACUCGAAUCCCUUCUGGGAAAGGCAGCAUCUGUCGUGCAAACUUCAAACGAUAACAACAGAGUAGAUAAUAGCUCCAACUCAGUUUUAUGUAUUGCUUCAACUGAGCAAACUGCAAAUGAGAAAGAUGAAAAGUGUAUUGUACAGGGAAGACCGGAUCUUGCAGACUCUGGUAGUAUGAUGGCUAUCGUAUACAGUAUGUUGAAACAAGACUACACAAUGCAGGCCCGAAUUGUGUGCUCCCUCAGCCACAAGUUUUCGCAGGAAGAACUGGAAAUCUAUUGUCAGAUGUGGUCUCUGCGGCCAUUUGUAGACGACGACAUAAUGCGUAAAGCGUGGAAUUUUUUCCCUGGACGCUGAGGUUCACCGGCGGCUCAUUGGAGUGUGGUGUUUGGUUGUAUGAAACUCUUCUUUUGGUGAAGGUGAAAAUCUCUUUCUUGUGUUUUUCCUCUGUUCCUCAUUUCUAGUUUGGAUUUGUAUAUCAAUUUAUUGGAUUUAAAAUAAAUUUUUUUAAAUGAAUUUAUGGCCUUCCAAAUA
Molecule: messenger RNA, 1227 nt
Organism: Salvia splendens (bonfire salvia)
Lineage: Eukaryota; Viridiplantae; Streptophyta; Magnoliopsida; Lamiales; Lamiaceae
Exons: 8
Coding region: 1-1050 (349 amino acids)
Source: RefSeq, a predicted model, not a curated record